AUGGCACGAACAGUAAAGAAGACCACAACCUCUCAAAACACCUCCCGCACAUUCAACAUCCCCAAUAAGCUGCACCGCCAGUCCCACAAUGUGCGUAUCAAGUCGGCCCUCGCCUCACAGAAGCGCUCGGAGCGCUUCGAACGCAAGAAGGCCGAGACCCGCGACCCCUCCCUCCGCGAGCAGCGCAUAAAGACAAACAUCCCCGCUACCAUAGAGCGAAAGCGUGUAUGGGAUGAGCGAGUCGAGGGCGCAAUUCCCGGCCGCCGCGAGACAGCCAUUGAAGCUGCUGCGGCGGCAGCAGCAGCAGCACCACCACAGAAGAAGCAGAAGAAGAAGCGCAGCUCAGAUGAUAUGGAUACGGACUCUGACGCCGACUCAGAGGAGGAGGAGGAGGAGGACGACGACGACGAGAAGCCGAAAGAGCCAGAGCCCGAAACACCAGAACAGAUCGAAGCCCGCCUGCUAGCAGCCCGCGAGAAGGAGCAGGCAGCAAAGGCAGACUCGGAGGAGACACAAGCGCUGUUCCCCACGCUGCUAACAACCCCCGCGGCCGAGAAGGCCUCCUACCCGGUACCGCGCAUCCUGAUCACCACCUCGCGCAACUGCCAUGUGCACCAGCCCGCCGAGGACCUCACCAUGCUUUUCCCGAACGCCACUUACAUCCCGCGCGGGCGGCCAGGCACACACGCCCACAGCAUCAAGGAGAUCUGCAGCUACGCCGCCACACCGACGACCACCAACGCCGAUGGCAGUCCCAGAGAGCCAUACACGCACGUCCUCGUCGCGAACGAGGACCGCAAGAUCCUCAAUGCCCUUACAAUCAUCGUCCUCCCGGCAGGCCCCACGUUCCACUUCAGCCUGACAAACUACACCCCCGCGAAGCACAUCCGCGGUCACGGUAAUCCCACGUCGCAUAUUCCCGAGCUCAUCCUGAAUAAUUUCCUCACGCCGCUUGGGCGCGUGACGGCGUCGCUGUUCCAGUCGAUGUUUCCACGGCAGCCGGAGAUACGUGGAAGACAAGUGGUUACGCUGCACAACCAGCGUGACUUUAUCUUCCUCAGGAGACACAGGUAUGUGUUCCGCGACCGCCGCGAGGGAGAGAAGCCGGUGGGAUAUGGGCUGGAGGAUGGCGGGAAGGAUGGAGGGAAUGGGAGUAAUGGAAUGGAGGGAGAUGUGAAGGUGGGGUUGCAGGAGCUGGGGCCGAGGUUUACGUUGAAGUUGAGAAGAGUGGAGAGGGGCGUGAAGGAUGGGGUGGAGUGGGAGUGGAAGGGCGGGAUGGACAAGGACCGGAAGAAGUUUCAGUUGUAG
Molecule: messenger RNA, 1308 nt
Organism: Morchella sextelata
Lineage: Eukaryota; Fungi; Ascomycota; Pezizomycetes; Pezizales; Morchellaceae
Exons: 1
Coding region: 1-1308 (435 amino acids)
Biological process (GO): maturation of LSU-rRNA; maturation of 5.8S rRNA
Cellular component (GO): preribosome, large subunit precursor; nucleolus
Molecular function (GO): rRNA primary transcript binding
Source: RefSeq, a predicted model, not a curated record